Phascolarctos cinereus (koala) is the source of this 1179-nucleotide messenger RNA. RefSeq names its product large ribosomal subunit protein uL11. Lineage: Eukaryota; Metazoa; Chordata; Mammalia; Diprotodontia; Phascolarctidae. The record is from RefSeq and is a predicted model, not a curated record. Gene Ontology annotation, cellular component: cytosolic large ribosomal subunit; ribosome. Gene Ontology annotation, biological process: translation. Gene Ontology annotation, molecular function: structural constituent of ribosome; large ribosomal subunit rRNA binding.
GCCUUUUGGCUUCCAGCUCGUGGUGGUGAAGGUGCAACUUCUUUCGGUCGUCCCGAAUCCGGGUUCAUCCGACACCAGCAGCCACCCCGCAGCAUCCAGGCCAAGCCUCUACCUUCGCUGCCGCCAUGCCUCCCAAGUUUGACCCUAAUGAAAUUAAAGUCGUGUUUUUAAGGUGCACUGGUGGUGAAGUUGGUGCCACAUCAGCUCUGGCCCCCAAAAUUGGCCCCUUGGGUUUGUCUCCCAAAAAGGUUGGUGAUGACAUUGCCAAAGCUACUGGUGAUUGGAAAGGGCUAAGGAUCACAGUGAAACUUACCAUUCAGAAUAGACAGGCCCAGAUUGAGGUUGUGCCUUCUGCUUCAGCCUUGAUCAUCAAAGCCCUAAAGGAACCUCCUCGGGACAGAAAGAAGCAGAAAAAUAUUAAACACAAUGGAAACAUCACUUUCGAUGAAAUUAUCAGCAUUGCUCGACAGAUGAGACACCGAUCCUUGGCGAGAGAACUUUCUGGAACCAUUAAAGAGAUACUUGGAACAGCCCAGUCUGUGGGCUGCAACAUUGAUGGCAGGCAUCCUCAUGAUGUCAUUGAUGACAUCAAUAGUGGUGCUGUGGAAUGCCCAGCUAAUUAAAAGCUACAAAGGAGACUUGCAAUAAAUUAACAUUUGACAACAGACAGAGGCUCUUCGUUUUUCAGUGUGGAAAAUUUUUGUGUCAGAAGCUACCACGAAUUCUGGAAAAUAACUUAACUUAAUUUCAUUAGCCCUUUUACUCUGCAAUAACUUUCAGCUACUUUGCAGUUCAUUUGGAGGAGGGAGGGUAGUGUUAGAAAAGCAGGGAAGUUGUUCAAACUUAGCAGGGGGGCUAUCAAUUGAGAGAAAACUGGUUGGGCAAGCCAAAUUUGCCCCAGCAGUGAGCAAAGUUUGUCGUCUUUGCAGACUAAUAGGAAAGAGUGUACCUGUUUGCCUUAAAAACCUUGAAUGUGGGGUAUUUUGGGGUUGAAGAGCCCCUCAGUACAAAGUCAGGACAGUUCAGUUAAUGACAGUAAUAGCUGGGACUCAGGAAUCAAGAAAUGGAGGAGAGAUUCUAAAGGAAUAAUAACCUUUGGCUCGAGAUUUUUGCACAAAUAGUAUGUGUGUAUUCUAAGUUAAUUGUACACGAUCAGCAAUGCAUAAACGUUUUGUAUUC